ACGGCUAUAUAUCUCGAUAUAACCUCUGUCGCAUGUCUCAGGUACCCUUACGUGUUCGGCGAGGUGUUCUGUGUGCUGCGUGGCCUUGCUGCUGAAACCUCUGCUAACGCAACUGUGCUGACCAUCACCGCCUUCACCGUGGAGAGAUACGUCGCCAUCUGUCACCCGUUCUUCGCCCACACCCUCAGCAAGCUGUCGCGGGCUGUGCGCCUCAUCCUGGUCAUCUGGGCUGUCGCGCUUGGCUUCGCCAUUUCCACAGGUCUUUUCAUCGAUUUGUACUCCACCAUAUACUAA
Homalodisca vitripennis (glassy-winged sharpshooter) is the source of this 294-nucleotide messenger RNA. RefSeq names its product pyrokinin-1 receptor-like. Gene Ontology annotation, cellular component: plasma membrane. The record is from RefSeq and is a predicted model, not a curated record. NCBI's taxonomy places the organism in Eukaryota, Metazoa, Arthropoda, Insecta, Hemiptera, Cicadellidae. Gene Ontology annotation, biological process: neuropeptide signaling pathway. Gene Ontology annotation, molecular function: neuropeptide receptor activity.